Aspergillus puulaauensis is the source of this 1782-nucleotide messenger RNA. RefSeq lists its product as uncharacterized. Gene Ontology annotation, cellular component: chromatin. NCBI's taxonomy places the organism in Eukaryota, Fungi, Ascomycota, Eurotiomycetes, Eurotiales, Aspergillaceae. Bases 1 to 1782 code for a protein of 593 amino acids. The record is from RefSeq and is a predicted model, not a curated record. Gene Ontology annotation, molecular function: DNA-binding transcription factor activity, RNA polymerase II-specific; RNA polymerase II cis-regulatory region sequence-specific DNA binding; zinc ion binding. Gene Ontology annotation, biological process: regulation of transcription by RNA polymerase II; DNA-templated transcription. The transcript has a single exon.
AUGAACUUGCACGACCCCAUCCUCCAGGCUGAUUCGAGUUCCUGGUUUCUAGGGGCAAACCUUGACGUGGAUGCGUUAGACUUUUCGCUUUCUUCGGCAAUAUCUGAGUGGGCUCAGAUUCCACCUAUGCCAUCAGUGUCAAAUCUCGGUGACCCUGGGACGAUCUCUACACCAACACCUACACUACCUAGAGCUAUGCCGGCUGGGGUUCGCAGCUCCCCGGCAGAUAGCGUUAAGGAAAAGUGGUUUACUCGUUUAUCUUCUUCAAGGAAUGGAGGCCCAGAUGGCCUAGCUUCUAACAGUCGUGGUGGAUUGUUUGGCCAGGGAAACAUUGUCGCAGAUGAAUCUUACCGAGCCGACCUGUCACAGAGACUCCAACCGCGAAUGCAUGACGGAGCACUACCAUCGUCCGAACAGCUGAACUUGUUUGCGAAACUCUACUUUAGCCGAUUUCACCCGCUGUUCCCCGUCGUCCAUGCUCCAUCAUUUAAACCAACUCUCGAAAAUUCCCUACUGUUUAUAUCAAUUUGUUCUGUGGGAAGUCUUUUUGUCGGGUCGUCGUAUGCUAUUGCACAGGGAGUACAGCUAUUUGAGAGGCUCAACAAAGCCAUACUGGCCUCGUGGGAAUCUAUAUUGGCACACAGCUGCUCUGAUGCACUUUCUAUGGUUCAGGCGGGCAUACUCGGUCAAACAUAUGCCGUCCUAUCCGGCCGCCCUAAGGACCUUGUGUUAGCAGAUGUUUUGCAUGGGACGGUUAUGGCAUGGACCCGCGAAUCUAACAAGAAUGCACUGCCGAGCCCGAUCCGCCCCGACGAUAUGACCUGGAAUGGAACCAACGUGGAUGAGCAAUGGAGUCGGUGGAUUGAUCAUGAACAGCGAAGACGAGUAGAGAUUGCGCUGAACAUACACGACGCGGAACUUGCCAGCUUGUUACACCACGAGCCUAUUCGCAAACACCGACUCUCGCAGUAUCCACAUCUCGCAUCCGAUAUCUUGUUCAUGGCACCGACCGCGACUAGUUGGGCACAGCAUUACAAACAAUCAUCGGAGCACUCCGCUUUCCCAUGCCCUUUUGACGACCCUUUACAGGACGCCGGUGGGGAUUCUAAAUUUGGGGCCUACGGAGUUCUCGAGAGUAUCCAUGCAUCUGUGAUCGAAGCUCGCCAUUCAAAUUCAUUUAAUGAGCAUGAGUCAAAACGAUUAUCAAAUCUGCUGAUGCGCUGGUGGAGGAGAUACAGCGUCCACUUUGUCGAGGACGAAGAUGAGGACCCUUUUAGUUUACCUGUUCUAUGGCACUCAGUGUACAUGGCCAUUUAUGCAGAUAUGGACCUACUUGAACGAGCUAGCGGCCGUGACGGCAAACCUGCUGCUACUACGGCACAUCUCCUGGUCCGUUCUUGGGCAAACUCGCUAGAUGCGAGUAAAUGCUUAGCUCACGCAUUGCUCAUUCAGCGCUACCUAGAGAGGAUGCGAGUUUCAUCAGAGCCCGCAAUUCAUGUACCCCGUGCUUUAUUCCACGCAGCCCUUUCAUGGCUCUGUUUUACUCGAAUUGGAGGCCAGCAAGCGAUUAACUUGAAGGCAUUCGAUGCUCCAGAAAUCCAACUACUGGGCAGUGAUACAGCGCUCCACGAAGCACAGGGUCAAGCAUUUGGAGACUCUACAUUCGCAGAUGUUAAUCACUUACAUCGACUUAUCGACCUUCUAAAUCGGGUAGGGCGAUGGGCCAUCUCGUCUUCGUUCUCAUCUGUGCUGUGCACAGCCAUAGAAGGAUCAGAUACAUAG